Messenger RNA from Saxophila tyrrhenica, 2292 nucleotides. RefSeq lists its product as uncharacterized. Gene Ontology annotation, biological process: regulation of transcription by RNA polymerase II. Gene Ontology annotation, cellular component: transcription regulator complex. The record is from RefSeq and is a predicted model, not a curated record. Gene Ontology annotation, molecular function: RNA polymerase II cis-regulatory region sequence-specific DNA binding; DNA-binding transcription factor activity, RNA polymerase II-specific. Lineage: Eukaryota; Fungi; Ascomycota; Dothideomycetes; Mycosphaerellales; Extremaceae. The transcript has 2 exons. Bases 1 to 2292 code for a protein of 763 amino acids.
AUGCUGUCCACCCACGUCUUACGAUCGAAUGCUCCGCCGUUGGACGAUGGCGAUGGCUUGGAUCUUACCAGCAGGAUACUCCAGGAACACUCCGGCAAUCGUCAACACAAUGCCUACCCCUUCCCAACAGGCUUUGAGCAGAAAUGCCCGACAUCACUGUUGACAGAGAACGCCUAUUCUCGUCACCAUCAAUGGACGGGACAUCACAAUGAUCACCAGCAGCUCUAUUACCCACGACCACAUCCCCGGCUUGCAUUACGACAUGGAUAUCCCCGGAUCGGGCAUCCCCAGUGUAGCCCGCAGGAGGAGGCGAAGAAUCAGGUCGAGGCCGAAUUCCUGUAUCAACGGUUCCGGCAGUCGGAUGCGUAUGUGAAGUACCGUGGCCGACAGUCCAAAGACGACAAGGGCAACGAAGACCAAAAGUGGCCUGACCAUUUGGAGAAGGCGUUCUUUCGAGCGUUGGUGACAUGGAAGCCGAUGGGUCGCCGCAAGAUCCUACACAAGAACAAGCAGCGUGGCCGCAACGAACUUAUCGCCGACUGCAUCCAGGAGUUGACCGGUGAAGAACGCUCGCGGAAGCAGGUCUCCAGUCACAUCCAGGUCUUGAAGCCCUUCGUGGAGCAGGACAAAUACAUCAUGAAGUAUCUGUCGAAGGAAGACCUCUGUGCUCCCCAACGCCAUGGGCAUGCUUCCGGUUGGGGCGGUGGCAGACGAAUGUCGGGCUAUCCGGUCAGCUCGGUUCCGCACUCCGCUCGAAACGCCAUGCCAUCGCAACCUCGAACCAACAGCUACAACAUCGCCAAGUUGAAGGCUAGUCCUGACGUCUUCGAGCCUCUUGAGUUCGAGAUGUUCAUUCAACGAGUCUACAAAGACGAUCAGGGCAAGGAUCUCCGUGAGCCCGACAGGCUUCACACGUACACACGAUCGGGACGAUCAGAUGUUCCUCCUCGUGAUGAAGACCUCUAUAUGGACGACUGGCAGAGGAUCGCUCGCGAUUUCCCGCUGUUGACUAACCUGAGCGGUCAAGGCAGGCUCGACUGCAACAUCAUUGCUGCUGAAGCGACGCUUGCAUUUCCCGCGGAAGCGUUCAAAGGCGCUCUUCCGGGAGUUGAACUCGGAAUCAAGUUCAUCUGCAGCAGCCGACACCCACCACCGACCUCAAAGAACGGAUCAAGCUCUGUCUUCUGCAAGAACACAUUCUAUGUGAAUGGAGCGGUCGCCACUCCGGUCACCGACCAGGAGCAAAAUCCAGAGACGACCGAGCUCCACUUUUCACAGAUUGAGAAUCGACAGGAUCUCGAGGCUCAAAGCAAAUUUGGUAGCAAGUUUUGGGCUCGAAAUCUUGGCCAAAUGGCGAACAGGCUGCUCAGCCCUUCGAAGGACUACAGCGAAGAGGUCGCAGCGCAGAUCAAGAGUAUCAACGGCAUCCAGGAGAUCUUCAUCCUCAACAAUGGCCAUCCGGAACGACUGCUUGUAAUACACUGGAGCUUCAGGCAGUCUACUAAGCCGGAGGGUGCUGCGCGGUGGCGACGCCUGAUACUUUCGUCAUUGGCUCCACAGUCUUCCCAGCUUGGUGCAGGCGUUAAGCAUGAGGAGUAUCCUAGGGUUGAGCGGCAAGACUCCAUCUUCGACGGCUACUCUCACUACGUCGACAUGUCUGCCUCUCGGCCUCAGCAGCAGCUUCCGUUACCUGCGCUGCAGUCUCCAUUCGAGUAUGAUAGCGGUUCCGGGUCAGCAUUGUCUUCUGCGACAUGGCCUGGAUCAGCCAGUGACGGUAGCGUGGUCGGUCAGAACGGUCACUUCGACUUCAACACGGACAACAGCUUCGACUUCAACGCUGGAAACAUCAAUAUCUCGUACGACCACAACUUCAACUUUGACAACCUCGACAGCUCCGCCUUCGACUUUGGCACUGGCACCGGAGACUUCGCUGCCGAUCCAGGGCUCGACGACUACUCGCAGGCUUGGGCAGAUCCCACAGCGACUGCCUCCUUCGAUACGCAACCGAACAGCGCUGUCGAUGAGAACACAAACUUCAUGUUGAUGCCCGACUUCCAGCCACAGACGGCUACCUACGACCAUGCUUACGAUGCGCAGUACUCGCAGCACUCGUAUCACGGCGUCCCAGAGAGCCAGUCGUACCAUGGAACUCCUCACGAUCAGCACAGUUUCGAUCAGCAGGCGUUUGGUGUUGCUGGACAGGAGUUCAAGGCGGAGGAUGCGUUGGGAGCGCUGGCGGACGCGUCGUAUUUGGCCAGUGGCAUGGGGCAUAAGCAGGCGGAUCCUUUUUAG